Diceros bicornis minor is the source of this 1618-nucleotide messenger RNA. RefSeq names its product ankyrin repeat and ubiquitin domain containing 1 (gene ANKUB1). The coding region runs from base 110 to 1618 and encodes 502 amino acids. The transcript is spliced from 5 exons. Gene Ontology annotation, molecular function: protein binding. The record is from RefSeq and is a predicted model, not a curated record. Lineage: Eukaryota; Metazoa; Chordata; Mammalia; Perissodactyla; Rhinocerotidae.
AACAGCUGCCUCUGGCCAUCAUUUUCGUCCUUAAUUGUGCAUUGGAAUUUUUCUAGCUACCCAACAGGAUCUUCGGAAAAAAUUGUGGGCUUGGGUUUUUUUUGAGAAAAUGAGGAUUUUCAUAGCCUUUGAGGGAUCUUUUGAACCAUUUGAUGUUUCAGCAGAUGAAACUGUGGAGGCUGUCAAGCUGAUGAUAAAGGACUAUUUCCACACUCCUCUCUCUGAAGAUGAGCACGGCAGGCAGUACCUGGAGCUGAUGUAUGCUGGAGCAGCCCUGAAGGACAGCUGGCGUCUUGCUGACGUUGGAAUAUCUUUUUGUUCAACUCUCAAAUGCUUUGUUAAGGAAGAAGAUAAGCCCACUCUCUACGUGUUCAAUGCUGUGACCCAAGAGAUGAUGCCGAUAAUGGAGAGCAUUUCCCUUCUUGGUAAAAAAGUGUCUGAUCUGAGAACUCUGAUAGCUCUGAGAUGUGGCUUCCCCGUGAGUGUCUUCUGUCUCCGGACCCCAAAGGGACUUGAGAUGUACGACUGCAACACCCUCAGGGACUACCAGACUGACAUCGGCACAACACUUCGCCUGGACGUGUGGGAUGGAUGGAAGGAAUUUCUGAUGGGUUGUCUCCUCGGACAAAAACUGAAAGUCCAACGCUAUUUAUCAAAUGAAGGACCAGUACUCAAGUAUCAGAAAAGGGUCGCCCUGUACAUCGCAGCCUUUCAUGGCUACAUCGAGCUCACUGAAUGGGCCCUGAAGCAGGGCGUGCGGCCCCACGAGGCGGUCGGUGUUCACCCCUAUCGAGUGUGGUGCCAGGAAGCCCUUCAUGCAGACGUCUCGAAAUGCCCCAUUCACGCAGCUGCAGAAGCGGGCCAACUGUUGAUUCUGAAGGCCUUUGUCAACUGCAGCGUGCUGUGCCUGGAAUGCAGAAAUGCAGCAGGACAAACUCCCCUGACCGUCGCGUUCAAACACAAGCAUAAAGACUGCGUAUUAUAUCUAUUGAGUAAAAUGUGGUCCACAGUUUCUUUUCUGAAAAUUUCAGUCCCCAUGAGGAUUUAUAUUAAAAUAAAACAAUGGAUCCUCAGAGCUCAGAGUCACAGCCUUAAUAAAAGCCAGCUUUGCAGAGCAAGGGUCCUUGGGGCAAAAGUUGGUGACACUAUCAUGGUGGAUGGUUUCACAAAACCCAAAAUGACCUCCAAGAGCUGGCAUAAGGCUGGGAACAAGGACUCACAAAGCACCAUGGGCAAGCUCCCACCACUCGGGGAACAAACUGCAGGCAGGCGACCUGUCAGUCCUUCAGAAAUUCCACAGCAGGACACAAGAGAACAAACCCUCAAAUUUCCUCCACUGGGAGAUGCAAAUGCAUUCUCUGAAUUACAAAGGCAUCAACAACAAAAUCGGAAAAAAGUCACUGCCACAGCUAGGAAAAAAGAAAAGCUCAUAAAAAAUACAUAUCUUCCCCAAGUCCCCCUACCUCCCAUUUCAAGAGUGGGCUAUUCACACCCAUCAUUUUACUACGCAACACCAAGUGCUGACUUGUUACUCAGAUCCUCCUUCUCGUCCUUCUGGGAGCACAGCGGGAGGACUCCGAGGGAGAACGCCAUCUACUGCUUAGCUGUGGCCAGGUAA